This is a messenger RNA of Gossypium raimondii (Peruvian cotton), 1537 nucleotides long. RefSeq lists its product as uncharacterized. The transcript has 6 exons. The record is from RefSeq and is a predicted model, not a curated record. Lineage: Eukaryota; Viridiplantae; Streptophyta; Magnoliopsida; Malvales; Malvaceae. The coding region runs from base 163 to 960 and encodes 265 amino acids.
AAAAAAACAGAAAAUUUAUUUCUUUAAUUUCAGCUCUCCAGAAAGUGGUGAGAAAAUAUCAACGCCAGCAUUUUCCCUUGAUUUUUUUUUUGUAAUAACAAAUAAAUUCCCUUUUUGGGAAUCCAAAAAAGAACCCAACACAAAACCGAAAGAAGCUCAAACAUGUUUCUGAUAAGCUGUCCAAGCGGAGCAUUGUCGGCUAAAAAAUGUUCACUCAAAUUCACUGUCCCAAUUCAACCUUCAAUUUCCAAUUCCUCAAUCCAUAAAAGACCCAAAUUCAUCCCUUCAAGAAAUUCACGAAAACCCCUUCAAAUCACUCUCGCCAAGGCUGAAGGAGGCCUAGACUCUGCCCCUAAACAAUCUUCCCCUCCUCCUCCUCCUUCGCCUUCUCCUUUCAACAAUGGCGACGACACCGUUUUCGUUGGUCAAGAUGAUGUCCCUUUGGAAGGUGUUAUCCAGUUCGAAAAACCCAGUUCUUCUUCUUCUCGUCUUUCCAAAUGGGGUCGAGUGGCUUUGCUUGCUGGUGGGGAUGUGUUGGCUUUGCUUUUGUUUUCUGCAAUUGGAAGAUAUAACCAUGGUCUCCCCAUUUUUGCAAUGGAUACAAUACGUACAGCUGACCCUUUCUUGGCUGGAUGGUUUUUGAGUGCAUACUUCCUUGGGGGCUAUAGUGAGGAUGGACGAGGAGCCAAUGGUCUAUCCCAAGCCCUUAUUGCUGCAGCCAAAUCUUGGGGUUUGGGAAUUCCUUUGGGAUUGAUUAUACGAGCUGCAACAUCAGGCCAUGUUCCGCCAUAUGCAUUUGUCUUGGUAACAAUGGGAAGCACUUCUGUUUUGCUUAUUGGAUGGAGAGCACUAAUAGUAAGCAUUUUCCCUGAUGAUACAAAAAAGAAGAAUGAUGUAUAUCGACGCGGCAGCCCAUUUGAACUAUUUGAGUUGCUCACAUCAUUGGUACGAAGAUGGUAAUCCCCGACAACCACCAUGAGGUUGAUCCCGUUCCAUGCUGAUUCAGAUCAUUGAGACAUUCAUAUGGAUUUAUAACUACAUGUCUUGGUGGGACAUUCAUUGACAUCUCUAACAAAUGCCAGUUAAAAGUUUUUGUUGUGUAAUGAAACCACUAAUGAGGGGAAUUAUAAACAAACCAAAACAUCAUGUGUUACUUGAUCCAGUUGGAUCCUGUAAAUUAAGAGUAAAAGAAGAGGCUUUGUCUGCAUGAGGAAAAAAGAUACGUACCCACCAUGUGUUUCAAACGGAGAUUCUUCAGCACAUAGGCAUUAGCAACUUUGAUGGAUUUGACGAGGCCUUUUUCAGGUAGCAAAUAGCAUAUAGGCAAUAUGGGGUUGGAUAGGGAUCAUUUCAUCGUCUAUGGUGGUAAAUACAAUAGUGGAGCCAGUGAGUAGAGUCUAUAACAUCUUUAAAAGAUAAGCCGUCACAUUGAAAAGACCGUCUUAUUUGGAUACUUUGCUUCAUGAGGAGUCCCAUCAAUAUUAGAAUAUGUUAUACAUGACCAAAACCAGUGGGUUUUUUCAUUGAUUUUCUUUCG